AUGUGCAAUGUGUUCUUAUGGAAUGGUGCUCGAAACUCAGCUAUGGGUGCUAAGAUUGCUUGGGAUUCUGUCUGUACGCCUAAAGAAGCAGGUGGUUUGGGUCUAAAGCGCUUAGAAGAUUGGAAUAAGGUUCUUGGAUUGAAGUUGAUCUGGCUUAUUUUCACAUCAGGAGGGUCGUUAUGGGUUUCUUCAAGCUUCUGGCACGAUAAUUGGACUUCCCUUGGUCCUCUUAUCGAGCUGGUUAGAGAAAGAAGACCUCAGGUGUCGGGUUUAAGAAGAGAGGCAGUUGUGGCGGAGGCGUUAACGAGUGAUGGAUGGUGGCUGGCGCGCAGCAGAAGUAGAAGCCCCACGAUCGCUUUGUUGAAAGCGUGUUUACCAAAUGCCCAGGAGAUAAUGGAAUCUGAAGAGGACGACAUGUAUAUCUGGUUUCCUGAACCGGGAAGAGAUAUUGGCGUUUUCUCAGCGAGUGAUACGUGGAGAGCUAUGCAUCCUUCUCCAAUAGAAGUGUUUUGGCAUGAGGUUGUGUGGUUCACUGGAAGAAUCCCCAAGAAUGUUUCAUUACUUGGGUUGCAGCUAGAGACAGAAUGUAAUCAAGUAUGGGCGUUCUUUGUUUCUCGUUUGAACCUCGUCUCUCCUCAGAGUUUUAAAGCAGUGUUGCGUUGGUUGAAAGCGCCAACGAGAAACAAGAAUGUGACGCUGAUUAUUAGACUCAUACAUCAAGCGGUUUUAUGCUUGGUGUGGAAGGAGAGGAAUAAGAGAAUUCAUACAGCGGUGGAGAAGCCACCAGGAACUCUUAUAGCUGAGACUCAACAGAUAGUCAAACUCAGAUUGGACCCUCCGACUCGUAGGCAGAUAACUCCUCAGGGACAAGACUUGGUGCUAGCUACUUGGUUCUCAUUCUUUGCAGGUUGA
Molecule: messenger RNA, 912 nt
Organism: Brassica napus (rape)
Lineage: Eukaryota; Viridiplantae; Streptophyta; Magnoliopsida; Brassicales; Brassicaceae
Exons: 3
Coding region: 1-912 (303 amino acids)
Source: RefSeq, a predicted model, not a curated record